AUGAGAUUUCAUACGUUUGUCUGGGCAGUUGCUCGUGUUCUUAUAUCUGCUCAGUUCGUGGGGGCGGGCCCUCUUCAUCGGAUUGGCAAUGUAAUAAGAGCAGACGAUAUCAAUUUUGCCGAUAUUGGGAGUGCAACCACUCCCAGUCCAGAGUUCAGCACCAUCGUCGAGACCCCCAUCGCUCCCACGCCAGAUGCUGCCAGCGAGACAAGCGAUAUCGACGACGGGCGCCUCAAGCUCACUUUCAUCACUCAUUCUACUGAUCUCACUUCCGUCCCCAAUGAAACUGCCACCGAUACCACCUCCCCGGAAACUCCCACUACGCCUUCGCCUCAAACAACCACCGACUCACCUGCUACACCCACCCAGAUCCCCAUCACACCUCCGGGCACGGGCGAGAACACACCUACCACCAGGAACACACCUACUUCGGCCGUCACUCCUCCGACCGCCUCUUCCUCAGAAGGUCCCAACACUCCGGGAUCCAGUGCAGCGAUAUUUUCUCCAGGCACACCGAGCAGCUCUCCAUCUGCCACUCCUUCGUUGACGACAAGCCCUACCAGGCUAUCAACCACUCCAGCUACUCCCAUCGCGAGCCCGACAACACUCACGUCAGGGAUAAGCACUGUCCCCGGCACGCCAACGAGUCAAUCGCCGGCCGAGUCACCCGCCAAGUCCCCAGGGAACACUACUCCUGCCCGCACGUCCCUGGCUUCCUCGUUCUCCCCGGGCACCCCAAAGACUCCUACAGCAUCCCCCACUCCCACUCCCACUCUCAAGGAGACAUCGGCGCCGACCACCCCCGCCACGAGUCCCGCCACGACGCCCGCCACGACGCCCGCCACGACGCCCGUCAUCCCUACAUCGACAACAGAUGCCCCCAAUUCCAGCUUCAUUACCCAAUCCCCCACAGGAACAACAACUGUGCCCCCCGCCGUUUUCUCUGCCAAUCUCGCUUAUGCACGCAGCAAGAACGUAGAGUUUGCCACUCUCACAUCCGGAGCACCCUGUUCGGCACCCACGGAGCCGGCUUGUAUCGACGGCCAGAGCUACCUCUGCAACAAUGACGGGAAGUUUGAGCUCAGUGAGACGUGCCCCGGGGGUAUGUCGUGCUAUGCUGUCCCGUGGGAGUUUGCAAGCGUCAUUCGUGUGGGGUGCUAUCCCGACGACCAGGCCAUGAGUCUGCUCGAAGGAGAUGCCACUGGCACUGGGGGCAAGACGACCGCAACGACGCCCGCAACGACGCCCGCUCACGAUACCGCUGUGACUCCUCUGACAACCACGACGCCUAACACCACUUCCACAUCUGUCGAACCGACUUCCGAGCCCACGGUGCCUGCGAAUACCGCUGUUACUACUACGAACAGCCCUCAAUCGGAAGAGACAACACCCAAGAAAGCCACAUCUGAGACUGCUCCCCCUGCGUCGGACCUGUCGUCAGGAACUACCACCAGUAUAGAUAGCAUCACUCCCCAGCCGUCUGCUCCCGAGACGACGUCGGACGAUGCUACCUAUGAGCCCACUCCGGAGACUACUGCUGCUCCUGAUGGCGCCGUGACGACAACCAUCGAAAAGAGCACCACAGUCAUCACCCGGACAGUCCCCCACCCCAAAGCGUCGACGACGGACGAAGCCACACCCGACCUCGUGAGGACAACCACUGGCACGAGCACCGUCACGGUGAUCAAGACAGUCCCCCGUCCCGAGCCGACGACGACGGAUGAAGAAGCUACCAAGACACCCACAACGGCCUCGGAAGGAGAGCCCUCAGAUCAUAACAGCGGCAGCACAACCCUGACCAACAUCAUCAACGACCCCUCUCCAACCGACACGUUUGAGCCCCUGAUCCUCACUUUUUUGCACGAGAGCACAACAAAGGGCUCAGAUGCAACUGCAACUGAAACGGCAAGGGAAAAGGCCACGACGUCUGAGAGCGAGGCCGGUGACAGUGACGGUCCAGGCGUGAUGGCCAAUACGGGGUCUCCUUCUCCCACCGAUUCAGCUGAUGCCACCACGACCAACACGGUUAAUGGAAUGCCUACCGUUUCUCUGUACUUUACCAUCACUACAACUGAAAAGGUGACUGUCACGGAUACGGUACGGGAGACUGUUACGGCGACAUUAAUCAUUCCAGGUUGA
Molecule: messenger RNA, 2139 nt
Organism: Geosmithia morbida
Lineage: Eukaryota; Fungi; Ascomycota; Sordariomycetes; Hypocreales; Bionectriaceae
Product: Lectin C-type domain
Exons: 3
Coding region: 1-2139 (712 amino acids)
Source: RefSeq, a predicted model, not a curated record